AUGAAAGAUCUGGGGGGAGCAAAGCCUGCAUCCACACCUUUGGAGCAAAAUCAGAAACUUACAAGUGCUGAGUUUGACAGACUUCUAGCAUCAAAGAAUGAUCUGGAACACAACCAGAAAAUUACAGGUGCUGAACUUGACAGGCUUACAAGAUUAGAAAAUGAUGAAAUUUUGAGUGAUAAAAGUGGCUAUCAGAGGUUGAUUGGAAGACUUUUGUAUCUGGCAGUUACAAGACCAGACAUCUCUUUUGCAAUACAAUCAACAAGAAGGUCAGUAACAGGUUACUGUGUGAAGUUGGGUGAAUCAUUGAUAUCAUGGAAGUCUAAAAAACAAUCCACAGUGUCUAGAAGUACUGCUGAAGUAGAGUAUAGAAGCAUGGCAGGGACAGUUGCAGAGUUGGUUUGGAUACAUGGAUUAUUGCAAGAGCUAGGUGUGCACAUCAGACAACCAAUGGAUCUCUUUUGUGAUAAUAAAGCAGCACUCCAGAUUGCAUCAAAUCCAAUAAAUAAAAAUGCUCCCAUUUCACCAACUGCUCUCAAUUUACUUUGCUUGAUUAAUCUUCUCUUACCUUCGAUUCCUUCUUCUCAACUAUCCCCCAUGUUUGAGAUAGCAGAGGCUGAGAGUUUGGAAGAGGAGACGAGGCACUUGGCAUUUGAGUUUUUGAUAACUUUGGUUGAGGCAAAGAAAAGAGCCCCAGGCAUGAUUAAGAGGUUGCUGUUGUUUAUUAGCAGAUUUUUUGCGACGUUGUUGAAGUUAUUACUAGAUAUUGAGGAUGACCCUACUUGGCAUAGUGCCGAGACCGUGUUUGAUCAUACAGGGGCUACAAGUAAUUACGCCGUUGGCAGGUACUGUUUAGAGCGGUUUUCUCUUGCAUUAGGAGGUAAGUCUAUUGCUCAUAUUGCCAUAGAGCAACUGUCUGCUUACUCGGAUGCGCCAGAAUGGGAGAUGCGCCAUGCAACUCUGAUUGCACUUGCUGAGAUUGCUGAAGGCUGCUCAAAGGUGAUGAUUAAGAAUUUGGAGCAGGUGGUGACUAUUGUUCUCAAUUGUUUCCAAGAUCCUCAUCCUCGAGUUAGAUGGGCAGCUUGCUUUGCGAUUUGCCAGUUGUUGAAGGACUUCUCUCCACAUUUGCAAGAAAAAUACAAUAGCCAAGUACUUCUUGCAUUAGCUGCAGCUAUGGAUGAUUUUCAUCCACGAGUGCAGGCAUCUGCCGCAGCAGCUCUCUGCGCCUUCGGUGUGUCCGGCAAGCCAGAAACUUUGAUACCUCAUCUAGAUGGAUUAGUUAACAAACUGCUUGUACUUAUAAAGAAUGGCAAACAAAUUGUCCAAAUAGAAGCAGUACAUGCAAUUGCUUAUACAGCUCAAUCUAUUGAGGAGCACUUCGGAACCUGCUAUGACACUGUCAUGCCACACUUGAAAACUAUCCUGAGAAACGCAGAUCUUCAAUCUAAUCUCAUUGUUCUUUCCGAUGCAAUGCAUUGCAUAAGCAUGGUUGUGAGAGCUGUUGGCAAAAAGAAAUUUAGAGACGACGAAAAGCAGGUUAUGGAAAUGCUUAUGUCAUUACAAGCAAAGGUGGAUGAUCCAACUACUACUAUAAGCAUGCUACAGGCAUGUGCUAGAAUUUGCGAGUGCAUGGGACAGGAUUUUCUUCCUUAUAUGAAUGUAGUCAUGCCCAUCUUACUUCAAUGUGCUCAACUUAAUACCAUCUCUAUGGAGCAGUACAAUGAAAACUAUAAAGUAGAUGCUAAUAGUAAAGAGACACUAGAGAUGAAAGCUAAGGCCUAUGGUCUGCUAUGUUGGUAUGCUUAUCGAUGGAAGGAAGACUUUUACCCAUGGAUAUCCCAGGCCGUUUCAAUCCUUGUUCCGCUUCUGAAUUUCUAUACCCACAAUGAAGUCAGGAAAUCUGCUGUUGAAGCCAUGCCCCUCCUGUUGCGUUCUGCUAAACUGGCUGUUGAGAGAGGGAUUGCUCAAGACAAAAGUGAGUCAUACUUCACGAAGUUGUCAGACCAUAUAAUACUGGCUCUGGUAGAAGCUUUGCAUAAGAUUUGUGGACCACUUCUCAAUGAAGGUCAGGUGCGUAUCAUCGUGGAUGAGAUAAAGCAUGUCAUUACAGACAGUUCAACUAGAAAACAAGAACUCAAAGCGAUAGAGAAAAUGGAAGAUUUCGAUGCUGAGGAAGCUGAAUUAUUGAGGGAUGAAAGCGAGCAAGAAGAAAAAGUUUUCGAGAAUGUCGGCUAUAUAUUGGGCACAUUGAUCAGAACUUUCAAGGCUUCUUUCUUGCCUUUCCUUGAUGAGUUGUUAUCAUAUUUAUUACCUAUGUGUGGCAAGGAGAAAACACCUAAUGAAAGAUUUACAUCUAUUUAUAUCUUUGAUCAUCUCGUAGAGGAGUGCCCUGAAGCAGCUCUAAAGUAUCACGAUGUAUGCCUUCCUUUAAUUUUGAACGCAAGCAAUGACGAACACCCAGGUGUUAGACAGAAUGCUCUUUAUGGACUUGGGCUUUGGGCGGAAUAUGAUCGUUCUUCUUUCAAACCUUUUGUUGGAGAGGCUCUAGCAAGGAUCAAUAAAGUGAUAAUGCAUUUACGUGCUCGUGAACCUAAGAAUGAACUUGCAUAUGAUAAUGCUGUUUCUGCACUUGGUAAGAUAUGUCAGUUUCAUGGGGAAAGUUUCAACUCAGCCCAGGUAUCUUCCUUUAUUCGUUUAUGCAUUCUUAUUUUUUGUUCUUGUGUUUUAAAUACCCCCACCACAACUAGUUCCUUCUUUUUGUAA
Lycium ferocissimum is the source of this 2763-nucleotide messenger RNA. RefSeq lists its product as uncharacterized. Lineage: Eukaryota; Viridiplantae; Streptophyta; Magnoliopsida; Solanales; Solanaceae. Bases 1 to 2763 code for a protein of 920 amino acids. Gene Ontology annotation, biological process: protein import into nucleus. The transcript has 19 exons. The record is from RefSeq and is a predicted model, not a curated record. Gene Ontology annotation, molecular function: nuclear import signal receptor activity. Gene Ontology annotation, cellular component: cytoplasm; nucleus.